This is a messenger RNA of Silurus meridionalis, 951 nucleotides long. RefSeq names its product odorant receptor, family 95, subfamily A, member 1 (gene or95a1). The record is from RefSeq and is a predicted model, not a curated record. The transcript has a single exon. Gene Ontology annotation, cellular component: membrane. Gene Ontology annotation, biological process: G protein-coupled receptor signaling pathway. Gene Ontology annotation, molecular function: G protein-coupled receptor activity. Lineage: Eukaryota; Metazoa; Chordata; Actinopteri; Siluriformes; Siluridae. Bases 1 to 951 code for a protein of 316 amino acids.
AUGCAAAAUUUGACUGAAUUCCCAGGCAAUGCCACAUCCAGCGACACCACAGCUAUAAUCCUAAAGGUGUGUGUGGUGAUCCCACUGUUUAGUGCCUUUCUCUACUUUAUUCUGCUGAUGCUGCAUAUAUUUGCAUCACAUCGCCAAUUCUUGGACAGCUCACGUUAUAUCCUGUUUGCCUACAUGCUGGUCAAUGACACACUGCAGUUACUCUCCUCUGUGUUGCUCUUUUUAUUCAUUAUGGGAAAUCUGAAGCUUGCCAUCAUCUACUGUGCACCACUGCUCUUUUUCUCUGUUGCCACCUUUCAGAAUGGCCCACUAAUUCUAGCUGCCAUGUCACUAGAACGCUACGUGGCUAUCUUCUACCCACUGCGUCGACCCAUCUCUUGGAGGCCUGAAAGAAUUUGGUUGAUUGCUUUGAGCACGUGGGUAAUCAGCUGUAUCACUCCUUUAGUGGAUUUCAUCCUGAUGCGCCCGAAUCCGGCUUGGGAUAUCUACACCACUCAAUUGUCCUGCAAAUCCACUGUACUCAGUGGCUUGCCCAUUCAAAUUCUCUUCAAAGUAGUUGUGAAUGUAGUCUUCUUAGCUGCUGUGGCCCUUAUCAUUCUUUUUACAUACAUUCGGAUCCUUCUGGAGACUCGAAAGAUGCGUGACGACCGGGCAUCUGUAACCAGAGCGCUGCACACUGUGGUGUUGCAUGGAUUACAGCUGCUUUUGAGCAUGAUGGUCUUCACAUUUCCCAUUACUGAAAACUUUAUUGUUCUGAAUGUAAAAUCAAUGCAGGAACAUAUUCAAUUUUUCAAUUACUUCUGCUUUGUGCUGCUGCCACGCUUUCUCAGCCCACUCAUUUAUGGCUUCAGAGAUGAGAGUCUGAGAGGUUAUAUGAAAAAAAGCAUGCCUUGUUAUAAGGCUCAUAUUGGGCCACAUAAAUUAGUAAAAAUCACAAAAUGA